AUGAAAGAUCGUAUCGAGCGGCUUCAGGAACAGGUCAACACCCUGUUUGAGAGCAUCAAUGGCCUCCAUCGACAGACCGAGUCGCCCGCGGUGGACAACACCUCCCAGCUAAGCCGGGAAGCGUCGAGGUCGAUAUCCUGGCACCAGCCCACGUUCGAGACACAGAAUAUCCCUAUACCAAAGCCAAGGACGAAACAUCUCCGCUUCUAUGGGCCUACCAGCACCGCGUUCAACUUCGCCGUGGCCAAAUCCAGUCUCCAGACCAUGGGCAUCACCCAUAUAGAUGACGGCUCGCAGGAGAUAUACAAUGCACAAGACGCCACGCCCACACAGACACCACCGUACCAUUCGUCUGCGCUAUAUGCGAACUCUCUAACGUCAAACAAGGACCCGUUGUUCGCGAUCAAGCGGGAGGAGGCCAUUCGGCUGUGUAGAGUGUACGAGGAUGAGAUAGGGCAGAUGUACCCCAUGUUCGACGUGGAAAAGAUGAUCACGCAGACAAACCUCCUUUUCGCCUUCCUAGAAGCUGCGGACCGGAAUGUCUGUACGGGACGGUCCAGGACCAGUGCUGAUUGCCUGAAUGACGACGAUACUGCGAUCCUGAAGAUUGUGCUGGCCAUCACCCUUCUCCUUGAAGGCAACGGACAGAGCGAGCUAGGCACUCAGCUGUACAUCAGUAUCAAAGACAAGAUAGAGACCAACCUUUGGGAGCAGGGAGACCUGAAGAUGAUCAAGCUUCUUGCCCUUGUCGCUACCUAUCACUUUCACACGGACGAUGAGGUCCUGGCGUACCGUAUGGUUGGACUUGCUGCUAGGAUGUGCAUUGAAAUGGGACUACAUCGACGGGAUGCCGUCUUGAAGACGUUCCACUCCCCGGAGGAUAUCACUACCGUUUAUCGAAUCUUUUGGUCUGUAUACACCUUGGACAAACGAUGGGCGUUUGGAACCGGCCUUCCCUUUGUUAUACAGGAUGAAGAUAUUGAUCCAUGCUUACCCGAACCAGACGAGGGUGUCCCUUACUUAAGGGCCAUGGUUCAUUACUGCCGUAUAGCAUCCAAAGUAUGGUACUCUGGCUUUGGGUCAAAGGCCGACCUGACCGUCAAAAAGGACAGGAUGGGCUACCUUGACUAUCAGAUUGUCGAGUGGAUGAAACACAUCCCAGAUCCCCUCAACUUUUAUUCAGUUGAUAACUCCCGCAAUUCAGAAGGCGUCAACCGUAGUAUACAGAGGCUACGCUACGUUUUAUAUAUCCGAGGAAACCAUAUGAGGAUACUUAUAUACCGACCAGUGUUGCACUCUGCCACUAGCAUCAUCGAGAAUAUGGCAUAUGCUCAGACAGUGGUGGAAAUUGCAAAGGAUACCAUUCGCGUUUUGAGUGAACUCAACCGGACAACCGACAUCUACCGUUCACAGCAGAUCCUCUUCAACUAUUUCCUUGUUGGAGCUCUUGUCGUUCUCUUCCUUGCUAUAUCUCACGCCCCCGUCAAGUUCAACCGCCAGCUAACGGAAGAAUUCCACAUGGCUCUCAACCUUGUCAAGGGAUUCAGCACCAAGUCUUACAUAUCUAAGCGGCUAUGGAAAAUGAUCAAGGGCCUGCGUGAAGUCGGGGAAAGGCUCGGACUGCUACCCCAUACUCUACCUACAGAGUCGGCAGACCCCCAUUCCACAGCGGCUGUAGCCAUGGCCGGGCUUGCAGGGCAUUCGGUUGAUGGGAUCUCACCUUACGGAACGCACCAACACACGAACGGAGAACUAGGGAGCAGCCCGAUGAACGGUGUACAAAUGAGCAACGAGCUUACUUAUCUGUUUGAAGCGAUUGAAAAUUAUAAUGGGUACAUCACAACGGCUUCGGCACCCGAUGGGAUGAACGGUGGAGGCUUUGCUGGCACUGAGCAUACUUUGCCCAGCGCCGGAGAGGCGCUACCCGUACUGGGCAACGAAGGAGAGUUUUCGAGGAUUAUACAGGACCUCUUCUGA
Molecule: messenger RNA, 1977 nt
Organism: Trichophyton benhamiae CBS 112371
Lineage: Eukaryota; Fungi; Ascomycota; Eurotiomycetes; Onygenales; Arthrodermataceae
Product: C6 transcription factor, putative
Exons: 3
Coding region: 1-1977 (658 amino acids)
Biological process (GO): DNA-templated transcription; positive regulation of transcription from RNA polymerase II promoter by galactose
Cellular component (GO): nucleus
Molecular function (GO): DNA-binding transcription factor activity, RNA polymerase II-specific; RNA polymerase II cis-regulatory region sequence-specific DNA binding; zinc ion binding
Source: RefSeq, a predicted model, not a curated record